Messenger RNA from Fomitopsis serialis, 2277 nucleotides. Its product is annotated as gamma-tubulin complex component protein. NCBI's taxonomy places the organism in Eukaryota, Fungi, Basidiomycota, Agaricomycetes, Polyporales, Fomitopsidaceae. The coding region runs from base 1 to 2277 and encodes 758 amino acids. The record is from RefSeq and is a predicted model, not a curated record. Gene Ontology annotation, molecular function: microtubule minus-end binding; gamma-tubulin binding. Gene Ontology annotation, biological process: cytoplasmic microtubule organization; meiotic cell cycle; spindle assembly. Gene Ontology annotation, cellular component: equatorial microtubule organizing center; spindle pole; gamma-tubulin small complex. The transcript is spliced from 11 exons.
AUGGAUCCGUAUACUCCACAUGGUCGGCCAAGCUCGCGCAAAAAGAACUUGACAUUGUCGACAAAGGAGUACAACAAGGUGACAGGUACUAUUGCAUCCGUCAGACGAACCCGCCAGUAUCUCGAGGAGGGCCUAGUCGAACCGGCAAACGAUGCGCUACCACCGUUGCGCGGAAGUCUCGUCCUAGAUAGAGAGCCGUCUUUCAUCGCCGAAACCUCAUUCGGCGAAGGACAGCUGGAUGGCGUUCCGGUGGAGAUCCAGGAGGCUCUCAUCCUGGAAGAUCUCCUCUUCGUGUUGAUGGUCGUACCGAGUCUGCACGCGCUUCGUGUGCAAUCUCAAGUUCGCGCAACAGGGAAUCGAGGGCACCCACAUAGCCUACCACCGGACUACUCCGUGGAGACGACGACCCCUGCAGGGCGUGCGAUUGUCGUGGCGCCUUCACUCGACGCGUCUCUGCGCGAUCUCGUGGAGCGCAUUUUGCCACUGGCGACAUACUACACGGCUGUCACGGCGUUCAUUGAGCAGAGAAGUCUCCUUGACUUCGGUCUCGUCAACCACGCCCUAUGUCUUGCUUCCCAGCUCGAGCACGCCUUUGCUACGUCUGCCCAGUUCACGCUCCAGAAGCUCUGGUUCUAUGUCCAUCCCACUCUGCACACGCUUUCACUGCUCUACCUCCUGAUCACCGAGCUCGCCACGGCCGACGACCCUUCAGCGACAUUGUCCGACUCCGAGUCUGGCGGCUCCUCCGACGCAGAGGAAGACGCGCGCAACGAGGCUCUCGGUCUUGGAGGCGCGAAUCUCAAGGCGGUCCUCUCUGACAUCAACAAGGGUAUGGAUGGCGGCGCGAGCGGCAUACCCGUGAAGGGCGGCGAGGUGCUCGCGAUCCUUCACGAGCGGAUGCAGAACAUGUCUGGUGACCCCGCUGCCCGGGCGCUGUACGGGGCACUCAUGCGCGCGGCGGGCAAGCCGUACGUCGAGAUGGUGCAGAAGUGGAUCCGGACGGGCCGACUGGUCGAUCCGUAUGAGGAGCUGUGCAUCAAAGAGAGCAAAUUCAUAGAUCGCGGGACGCUCGACGUGGACUACACGGACGAGUACUGGGAGCGACGGUAUACUCUGCGCGAUGGGACAGUGCCCGGCGGCUCGUCCAAACGCCACCAAACCGGCGUGCCUCCGCCCAGGAGUGUCGGCGGACAUCUGCCCGGAGGUGCCUGCGUGCCACCGAUGUUGGAACGAUGGAAAUCGAAGAUGCUGCUUGCCGGGAAGUAUUUGAACGUCAUCCAGGAAUGCGGAAUUGAGAUACGACGAGCGGCAGCGGACGGGGACGACGACGAUCUGUCCCUUCAGGACGACAAGUUCUUCAAGUCUAUCGACGAUGCAUACGCGCAUGCGAACAAGACUCUACUGGAGCUUCUGCUACGUGAUCAGCAACUCAUACCACGUUUGCGGUCAUUGAAGCGGUUCUUCUUCCUCUCCCAAUCCUCGUUCCUCACGCAUCUCCUUGACCUCUCGCAUUCCGAACUACGAAAGUCAGCCAAGUCGGCGUCUUUGGUGAAGCUACAGAGUCUGCUUGAUCUCGCGCUGAAUACAGACACUCAGGGUGAAGAUGCAAUGUUCCGAGAGGACCUGCGUGUGACCAUGUCAAACAGCGGGUUAUACGAGUGGCUGCUGAAGGUUGUGAGCACCAGGAAGGAGCGGGAGAAAGAAAAAGAUGACAAGAAGCAGAUUCUCGCCAUUGACGCAUUGACUCUCGACUAUACUGUGAAGUUUCCCCUCUCGCUCGUGAUCUCGCGCAAGACGAUCCUCCGCUAUCAACUGGUCUUCCGUUUCCUGCUGCACCUCAAGCAUGUUGAGCAGUCCUUGUCAUCUAUGUGGAUUGAACACAAGACUACACCUUGGCGAGCACCUACACAUCCUCCCGGCGCUGCUGCGCCGUCGCCCGCCGACUGGCAGGCUGAUUUCCAGAACUGGCGCAAGCGUGUGUUCCUACUUAGGGCGAGGAUGCUCGCGUUGUGCAGCAAUUCUUGCGUUGCCACCUUCGAGGUACUGGAACCGAAUGGCGCAAGCUUGAGACAAGCUGGAAGCCGGCAAGGUGAGACGGUGGACCAGCUGUUGCGUGACCACGUGGAUUUCCUUGAUACGUGCUUGAAGGAGUGCAUGCUUACCAGCUCGAAGCUGCUCAAGGCAUACUCAAAGUUGAUAGUGACUUGCUCAACUUUCGCCCUUUACACGUCUUCAUUCACCAAAUCGGCUAGUCAGCUUAGCUCUGGCCGCCGCUGA